UAGACUAUAAUGAUUAACCAAUGGAAGUGAAACCAAUGAUUUUAAAUCAUUGCUCUCUGCUGAUGGCUGUACAUUUAAACAUGGCAUUUCAUACGAUCAGACAGCGUGGCCAUGAUAUAACGUUAAUGGUUCUGAUGAUUGGGCUGUGGCCGACUGCGAUAUGUGAAGGUAACCUCUGCCCCAAUGAUGAAGUAAUUGAUGGAGGAUGGAUCAAGUGGCCAGAGAAUCGAGUGGAAAGAAGUGUGAUGACUUACAUUUGUCCCGUGGGAUUCCGGCCCCACCCUGUCAGCUGGAGAUACUGUGGCUCGGACGGGAAAUGGAGUCGUCUGAGAAAUACAUAUCGUGAAGUUGCACGUAGAGCAUCUUGCAAAGAACUAACUUGCCUUGCUCCUCAAUAUUUUGAGUUUGGAUCGUUCAAUCCUCAUAGAGAUGUCUACCGGUUCAAUGAAUCCAUCUCCUUUCAAUGCUAUGAUGGGUUCCAGCUAGUGGGACCGGCUUUAAGGACCUGUUUACCAAAUGGUCAGUGGACUGGGAAAGUGCCCAGAUGUUACACUGAAGGCACAUUAUGUCCCAACCCUGGAAUUCCUUUUGGUUCAAAAAGAAUGGGCAAUAGGUUUAACAUCUUAUCGAUUGUGCAAUACAACUGUCAGACAAACAUUUUACGAGGUUCAUCAAAACGCCAAUGCUUGCAAUCUGGCCAGUGGACUGGAGUGGAACCACGAUGUGAAAACAGAUAUGCUUUUGAUAACGUGAAGGACCUGGCAAGAGAACUGGACAUCUUGGAGUCAACAGUACGCACUAAUGACCUUACUCUUGGAUCUAAUGACAAGAAAAGGGUCGAUUUCUUCUUUGUCGUCGAUAUUUCAGCAAGUCUUGGGAAUGAAAACUUCAUCAAGACUUUUGACUUUGUUACGACUUUCAUCAAUAGGUUGUCAGAUUUGAAUGAUGUGGUCCGGUUUGAAGUUAUUGCAUUUGGAUCUGAUGCCAUAACAAUCACACACAUCAAGGACGAUCUUACUCAUGCGAGGGUGAUAGAAAAGAUUAAAGGUCUUAAAUAUGGAGACCUUAACAUUAACAGGGGGAGAACAACAGGAUACGCGCUGGAAAAAGUUUACUCCACCAUUAAUGAUACUCUACAUAGUGGGACAUGGAAGAGCAGGCCCGUGCCAAAACAAGUCAUUAUGAUCAUCACUAAUGGACAGUUCACUGGAGCAUCUUCACCUUAUUCAGUCAUGAAGAAAAUUUCCAACUCCCUCUCACAUUUGUCAAAUCGUCUAGAUGUCUAUGCCAUUGGAAUUGGGGGAAUAAAGAAAGAUUUUCUUGAAAGCUUGGUACCAGUGAAGGAUACGCUCGCACAUGGUCAGCAGUACGCCUUCUACUUCCCAACCUAUGAUUACCUGGAGGAAACGCAGGAGAAGCACAAAAUGAAUAGUAAAUUUGAUUGCGGUGUCCGGGGGAACUUGAUACAAGGACCAGUCGGGAGAAUAUUUGGUGGUGUCGAGUCGAGAGAGUAUGAUUGGCCAUGGCAAGUCAGUAUACGGUUACCAAAAUCAGUGCAGGAGUUCUGUGGAGGUUCAAUCAUCUCAGCACGUUGGAUUCUCUCCGCUGCGCAUUGCUUCAAUGAAACAAUGGGAAUGAUAAGUAACAUUACCGUACGAGUUGGUUCAAUUAGGAGGAUGGAUAGUUUGCAAACAUUAACUUUGGAAGAGGUGAUCUUGCAUGAAAACUUUGAUAGACCCACAAAGAUGAAUAACGACAUUGCCCUUUUGAAGGUUAAGGAAACCAUCACCUACAGUUCUCAUGUGAGGCCUGUUUGUUUGCCUUGCACCAAGAGGAGCGCACAACUACUUUCUUCACCUGAGGCCAAUUGGAAUAAAGCUUGUCAAUCUGAAGAUAUUAGGUUGACAGGUGACGGUGGAAGAGAGGCGACAAAGCUCUCGGGUUACGUGACCGGGUGGGGAUACUACAGGAAAGCAUCAAGGAUAUCGAGUAUCAACCUGCGUCACGCUCAAAUAAACAUUCAGAAUCGUCUUACAUGUGAGUCCCCAUUUCCACUGACUGAAACCAUGUUCUGCGCGAGAGGCGAAAAGACAGAUAGCUGCCAAGGAGACUCUGGUGGGCCCUUAGUCUUGGAGAGAAACCACCGGUGGAUCCAGAUUGGCAUCGUCAGUUUUGGAAAAUCGACUACCUGUGGACAGGACAUCAUGGGGAUUUAUUCCAACGUGCCCAAAUUGAUGAGCUGGAUUAAAGAGAGAGUAACAGAUGUGGAGUAUGAAUAAAGAGUCAAGAUCACAACACGAACAUCCCAUGUGCAGGAGAGUUUCAUGUCAGAACCCCAGUAAAUUGAAGGAAGCAAGUCGACUGAUCCACGCGUCAUCCCAUAUAUCUUAGAUGUGUGAAUAAUUACAUUAAGUUAGCAGCCAGAGGAAUUUACCCCCCCCCCCCCCCAGUGUGAUGCAACCAGCAAGACUGCACUACUAAAAAGAAAAGUGUUUCAUGCAGAAUGCAGGCUAUACACUGAGAAAAAAAUCUUCAUAAUGUCCAAUAAAACCACUACUUUGAUA
Molecule: messenger RNA, 2564 nt
Organism: Amblyraja radiata (thorny skate)
Lineage: Eukaryota; Metazoa; Chordata; Chondrichthyes; Rajiformes; Rajidae
Product: complement factor B-like
Exons: 18
Coding region: 21-2279 (752 amino acids)
Biological process (GO): complement activation; proteolysis; response to bacterium
Cellular component (GO): extracellular region; extracellular exosome
Molecular function (GO): serine-type endopeptidase activity
Source: RefSeq, a predicted model, not a curated record